Molecule: messenger RNA, 3178 nt
Organism: Nematostella vectensis (starlet sea anemone)
Lineage: Eukaryota; Metazoa; Cnidaria; Anthozoa; Actiniaria; Edwardsiidae
Product: trichohyalin-like
Exons: 27
Coding region: 252-2966 (904 amino acids)
Biological process (GO): smoothened signaling pathway
Source: RefSeq, a predicted model, not a curated record
AAUCUUGAAUUGUUUUUGUAACAUUUUAAUAUUUGUGCCAAAAUCACUAUGGAUACGACAUACGCAGUUCCCCCUUAACUUGGUGAAUGUAAUGUUUUGAAAGAUUUUGAAACAAGUUGCCGUGUUUUUUCAUCGAUGAAAUCAUCUUCCCAGAUCCUUUGCUUGCAUAAAGAAGCAUACUCAAGCGUUACUAACGCUUUUUGUAAAGUUCUUGCAUUAGGAAGGAGCAGAAAUUUUUGAAAUUCACUAAGAUGGCGGAUUCGUGUCUCACCGUCAAUGUUAUUGACACGAUCAUCAAGUAUGAUACUCUAGGAGGACUCGUUUUCUUGGCGUUUCUUUUGGCUCUUAUAGUUGGUUUCAUCAUCGGAGCUUUGAUUAUGCGUUGUAUCUUCAGGGAAAUCGAAGAGCAUAACACAAGCAAAAGAAACAAGUCAUUCUCUGUCCCUCUGCUUGAAGAAGAGGUGGGAAAAGAAGACGAUCUAUCAACUAUGAAGAAAAUGGGUUCCAACAGGAUCGCUCCAAUCCCAGUUGAUAGGAAUGGUGCAGGCAACCGAUCAGUGUCUAUUGAGAUGGAUGCGACUCACUACAGCAGAGGGAGCAGUGGCUUUCUGACCCCACCCAUCACCGAACCUGGACAAAUGACAGAUGGUGGUCUGUCUGUUGCACAGGCUUUGACCAAACCAUCAGAGGAGGAGAUGGAGGUUGAAUUACAAAAUCAAGAUUUCAAAUUCCUUGAAGAGAUGGAGAAGGACUUGAGAAAACAGAAAAAUGAGACAUUUCUUCAGUUGUUAAAGAUGGUUCUUACAUUCCUGUUCAGCAAGUCACGGAUUGACGAGGAGUUUAAAAGGCGAAUGCUUGCAAAAUAUGAACAGGCCAUAGAUGACAUUGACGCCAAUGCAGCCCGUGAUCAGGCUUUAGAAGCACAAGAACUAAGGGAUACCAUAACAGACUCUACGGAACUUGAAAAUGCCAUAGAAUCACUGCAUACCAAGUUCUCAAAGAGAAUGAGCUUCAAAUUGACUGAGUUACAAGAAGAAGUUGGCAAUGAUCUCCUGACAGAUUCAGGGCUUUCAGAAGAAGAGGCAAAUCAGAUUGUUGCCAAGCUUAUGGCGAAUGUGGCGGCUACAAAUAAGAGAUUGCUGGAAGAAGCUAAUCGGCAAAGUUUGAUACUGCACGAAAGGCUGGCUAAGAGACAGGCCAUGGCUCAACACCGAGUGAUGGAAAAACAAGAAGAGAAAGACGAACUUGACAACAGGAAAAUGAAGGCGCUCAAGAAUCUGGAGGUUUUACAGAAGAGAGGGAAACUUGUGUCAGAACAGAGCAACAAAAUACUCGAAGAAUAUGGUAGCACCAUCAGAGCUCUAGAGGAGAAGGAGCAGCUGUCUUCUCUGCGCCAUCAAGCUGAACUUGCAGAGAAACUACGACGACGCAGAGAACAGAAGAUGAGGAAACUUGAAAACGAGCAAGAAGGGGAGAAGGAAGAGUUUGAAGCCAGAGCAAAUCAGAUGAUCUCUGAAGGUACCAUGACUGCCGAGGACUUCCUGGAGGCGUACCAUCGCUUGGUGGUGGAGCACCAGUUGGCCAAGGAGGAACAGGAGGAUCGCUGUGACGAUGAGGAAUUUCAGGAGAUCGAUAGUCUCAACCAGCAACUAACCGAGAGACGGGCGCGCGCUCUGGAGAAGAAAGAAAACGAGCUAUUCAAAGAGAUCAAAGAGCAGGCACAUUUGUCAGCCAAAGAAGCCGAUCGCCUGAUGAGCAAGCACAAGGAAGACCUAGACCAGUAUGCAGAUAAAAAAGCUCGUGAAAUGGAGCGUCAGAAAGCACAGAUAAAGGAGAGGCUGCUAGAGAGACGUAAGCGAUGGGUGAGAGACGCGGAACAGAGGGCGAUGGAACAAAACGUGAUGAUCAGCCAACAGGAGGAGACUCUCAAGCAAGUGUUGGACACACAGAUAGGACUCAGUCAAAAGUUACAAAAACAAGUGAUGAUGGAACAUGAGCAAAACCUGGUGGCGUUGAACAACCAUCUUCAGAUGAGCAGAAUGAGGCAGCAAAAGAGACUCGAGCAGCGUUUGGCGAGAAGGAGAGCUCGUCUUGCGGACCUUCGACAGAGAAUGGAGGAAGAGCGAACUAAACAAGCUGAAGAGGAUCCAGAGAAAAUGAAGAUUCUCGCUCGCUCACAGAAUAUCGAGUAUCAGGCAGAGGUGAAAAAGGUAGAGGAAGACCAUCAGGCCGCCUUAGAGGAUCUCCGGAGACGGCUUGCGGCAGAGACAGAGGAGGCGCUAAAAGAGCAAGAUGAUCGGCUCGGGAAGAUUCUCGGCAAAUUACAACUGGAGGUCGCUCGUCGGGAUGAUAUCAUCAAAAGACAAGACGAAGCCAUCCGAACACUAGAGAAAAAGUUCGUCGACACAGUGACACGUGAAGGCACGCUUGCAGACGCGCAAACAGACCGCAUAUUGAGGCAGCAUCAGAAACAAGUGGAUAAACUUAAUGAGAACAUCGAAAUAGAAAAAGAACGGCAGAUGCGCAUCAUUCGGGAGAAGCUCGAGAUGAAGCGGCUGAAAAAAGAGAGGACCAUAGUGGCGAGGCGCGAGCAGGAAGCCGAGGAGAUCAAGCAGAAAGGCGUCAAGACUGCUUCAAGCGUGUUGGCGACUAUUUUGGGAGAGCGAAAGCACAAACAAGAAAUGGCGAACCUGGAGAGAGAGAUGAAGCUAGAGUUGAUUCGUCAGACCGAGAAGAUCGACAAAGACAUGCAGGAGCAGCUAGUAGUUGAACUUCAGGAAGAGGAGGAGCGAUUUCUUGCUACGGUUGCCGAGGCGAGUGAUAUUCCCGAGAACGACCUUGUCGUGCUAAUCAAGAACUCUGCUAACGAGGCUGGCAUGGACCCGCGGUUAUCCAAGACCAUCGCCAAGGAUGUGCGCAAGAGAAUCCGGAGCGCACGAGGCCGCAGAGAUGAAGCCGAUGCGUAGAAUCGGGUGAUACCAGCGGAACUGUAUUGACUGACCGUGCCCACUUUACAGAGGUUUAGGUAGAAUACCCAAAAAUGGAGCGUAGAACCGGGUGAUUGUAUGAAUUGUAUGAAUUCAUGGAUGUAUUCAUUCGUUUAAUUUAUCAUCUAUUUGUGGCUAUUUAUCAGUAAUGUAAUUUUUCCAAGGGAAAUGUAAAUAAGUGAAAUUGGAAA